Acanthoscelides obtectus is the source of this 537-nucleotide messenger RNA. NCBI's taxonomy places the organism in Eukaryota, Metazoa, Arthropoda, Insecta, Coleoptera, Chrysomelidae. The record is from the annotation of a GenBank genome assembly.
AUGCUCUAACAGAACUCGCAAAUUUUCAUAUCGUUCCAUCGUAUGAACUGCGUGCGGUAUAGGUACAGAUGGAUAUUUGUUACCGCAGGAACAGGAACACCAAGUUCCUAAGCGAACCCACCACCUCCCCGGUCCAGGUACCCUCACUCUUUCCGGCCCCAGUGGCGGUACGUGGACUGGACGCUCCUGCAACUUGUUCGCAUGGCAAGCAAGUUAAAUAUUGAUGCAGUUAUUUUGUAAAAAGUCUGUGAGACUUGGCGCCACUACUCGCGUAACUGUUUUUGUGCUUUAUUGAAAUUUGAGUGUUUUGUAUUUUGAAAUGAGUUGGGAAGCAGAGCAAAAUAGAUUGCAGGCCCUAUGGGAUGAAGUUCAACUUGAAGAAAAUCCAGAUGAUGAGGACUUAGAACGCGGAUGAGGACGUCACUGAAACAAGAGACACCGAUAGCGAGUCAGAGCAAGAAUAUAAAGAUGAGGUCAUUUCUCUUCAAACUGCAGAAAUUCCAGGAGCUCAUCAUUUUCACAAGAUGGAUAAAACGC